Messenger RNA from Chironomus riparius, 3758 nucleotides. The record is from the annotation of a GenBank genome assembly. NCBI's taxonomy places the organism in Eukaryota, Metazoa, Arthropoda, Insecta, Diptera, Chironomidae.
CAAUCAGUUUUCGGAGACGAGUUUUAGUUUAGUUUAGAUUCAGAAUUUAAUUUAAUAACAAGGACUAGUAAAACAGUGUCCAAUAAUAUAUUAAAAAUUUAUUUAUAGCGCGAUGCGUGUAAAAUGGCAAUUUUCAAAAACGCAUGCAUUGUGAGAUAAUUAUGUGAGCAUGCUAUUAAAAAUUCAAAACAAAUAGAUGUGUAGAUAGAUAAUUAUGAUAUCAAAUUUAUAGAAAAUGAAAAUUUUAUUUCAUUAGAAGUGCUUGAAAGUGUGAAAAAAAGGAAAAAGAAAUUUUAUUUAAUAUUGAGUGAUUAGCAAGUAAGCACGAAUUAUUCGUGUGUUGUGUGUGAUUAUUGAAUUAUUUAAAAAAAUAUAAAAAAAAUCAAAUCUCAAGGAAAAAAAAAUAGCUCAAAUCAAGUGAAUUAACAAAUAGCACUUUAAAAAAAGUGUGAUAAAAAAAAAUUUCAUCAUUUUUUUGUGAAUUAUAAAAAGAAUUAAUCUUGAGUUUUUUAAUGACAUUAUUGGGCAGUGCCCCCGGAAUGGCAUUUAUGAUGAAGAAAAAAAAGUAUAAAUUUGAAUGUGACUUAAAUCUAGAAGAGAUGAUUGAAGUGCCAUUUUUGAAUGCUGUGCUGUUUGCAAAAAUUCGUUUAUUGGAUGGAGGAUUUCAGGAGAUAAGUAAUAGAGAGGAAGUAAAAGCUCACACAGUAAAAUGGGGACAGCACUUUCGAUUUCCAUGUAAGAUGUCAGCAAAUGCAUCAACAGGUGUACUCGAUCCAUGUUUAUUGAGAAUUUCAAUACGUAAAGAGAUAAAAGGUGGACGUAGUUAUCAAAAAUUAGGAUUUGUUGAUCUUAAUCUUGCUGAGUAUGCAGGACAAGGAUUGAAAUCAAAGAAGACAAUUUUGGAAGGUUAUGAUACUAGAUGUCGACAAGAUAAUUCAAUGCUCUUAGUGACUAUUAAAAUGCACAUGAUAAGUGGUGAUAUUUUAUUUAAAGUUCCUUCCUCAAAAGUAAGCCAGUUGCCAUCAGACGAUGAUUUAGAGAUGAGAACAGCUACACCAUCACAACCGCCGUCAUCAACUCUCGGCACAUCAUCUACAAAUCCGACAAUAUCAACAAGACAGACAGCAAACUCAAAAGAUGAUUCCUCAAUUGCUUCAGGAUCAUCAGGUUGUGGUUCAUUGACGAAGAAGAAUAAAACACAAGUGACAUCAGAUUACCAACCAUCCAUAGAUAUUGAUCCUCAGUCAAUCGUCUCAUCAAUAAUAACUGACUCAGGAAUAUCUGACGUGUCAGAGACACCACAAAUAUCAACAAUUUUCGAUCGCUCAUCCAUUAUAGGAACUGUUAAUAAUAAUACAAAUACAAAUGCUCAAACACAACAACAGCAACAACAAAAUCAACUUCAACAGCAGCAACAAAAUAUUGGUGAGAUGGGUCACUCGAGAAAUUCCAGUAAUACUAGUCAAAUGUCCAAAGGUUCUGGCUACAGUAGCAGUAUAUCAGAGCGACAGCACUCACGACAAAGUUCUGAUGGCGAUUCAGGUCAUACGAGAUACACACGUGCAACGUUCCAAAAAAGUGGAUCAUUAUCGAGCUGGUAUGAAUCUCAAGCCCGUGAAAAAAUGAUUCACAGACGUCGUGAGUCGCACUCAUUAAAGCUACAAAUAAUUCAUAUAAAUCGUAAGCAGCUAUCAAUUUGUAGAUCGCCAGAGUCACCAACAAAUGAAAUGUACAGAACACCAAAUAGCACAUUAGAUGGUGACGAUGAUUCUGGUUUUGAUGUCUUUUGCACGCCAACAGCUGAUUUGACUUUAAUGAAAAUGAAGAGUAUGAAUAACUUACAUGAUGUGAUGCUUACAAACGACUUAACUUUAUAUAGAAUGAAAUCGCUGUCACAGCUAAAUGAUAGUCAUGACAAUACGCCAAUUGAUCUUAUGCGUCUUAAACGUGAUUGCGAGAUGAAUCAAUGUAAUGAUGCUAAAAUACAUUCAAUGAAUAAUUUAAAUGGUAACGAUUCGGACGAAAUUGAUGGAUUUAUUUCGCGUCGUCAUCAUAGUGAUAAUAGUUCCUCACCGAUACAUGUGCCAUAUGAGAAAAAUCGAUUGUCGUUACAAACGCCUAAGAGGAGAGUCGGCAAUACGAAAUAUGUUGGUGCUGAUUCAUUUAAUGACACCAAUAAUACACAUAAUUAUCAUCUAAUGAAAAUACAUUCUAUGGGCACGAUAUCGGAUAUUGUAAAUAAUAAUAUGAAAUCAUGCGAUCCAUUUUGGAAUGGACGAAUUAAAAAUAAUACAAUGAAUGGACAUAGUAAGAAGUUUGAUAACCGAUUUAUAGUUCCAAUAAAAUUGGAAGAGAAAUAUGAUGAGACGAAUGGAAAUGCCAAUGAUAAUGAUGAAGUCUUCAAAGUGCCACAAAUUAACCAAAUGAUUCCGUUGCGAAAGGAAAAGUCGUCGUCGUGUAUUGAGAGCAUGAAAAAUCGUGGAUCAACACUUUACGAUCGACUUAGGAAUAGUCUACAUCGUCGAUUACUUGAUGGAAGUCCACGAAUGUCGACGUUAAAUUCAACAAAUUCGCCAAAUGAUUCUAGUCAAAAUAUUACCACAGAUGUGAGCUUAAGUGCUUCCAUAAACGGCGAUAACUUCCCAAUUAUACUUUCGUCCAUGCCCUCGGGUACAUCAUCCUUACAUCUAAGAAGGCCAAGUUCAAAUAUGAAUCCAAGCUCUGGAUCAAUACAGAUUAGUGAGACAGGGUCAUUAGAUCGUGCCACAAAAGCUCAAGCUGAACGACGAAAGAAAGUUUAUGAAGAUUUACCGACUAUUACAGGACGUGUGGAGAACACGAGAGUCAAUCCUGAUAAGACGAUUGAUGAAUUGUUUGCGACACAUAAACUCGAACAGCUCGAAGAAGACCCAGAACAUCGUGGAGGUUUAAAACUUGUGAUUGGACGUGACGGAAAGGCCGUACUUGGAAAUCAUGGAACGUCACAGCAACAAACGUUGAGGAUCAUGGACAGUUCGAGAUAGUAGCAACUCUCAUUUAAUGAAAAGCUGAUCAUCGUCGUUAAAAACCCACCAAAGUUUAAAUUCUGUUAUUAUUUUAAAUUUAAUUCUAUUUUGUUUUCCCUACUUCCGUGAAAAGGAAAUAAAUUAUAAUCCACGAGAUUCUUUUUUGUAUUUGUUAUGAAAAAUUUUAUGAUUUUAUUUUUGUUUUUCUGUUUUGGAACUCUUUUGAUUUUAGAAUUUUCUACGGUUAAAAACUAGUUUAAGUAGGAAAGGUUUGGUCAGGUGGGUGAAAAUAAUUUUUUAAAAAUAUUUUUUUUUGGACUUUGAUGCUUGCAAUUGGAGAAUUAUUGAUAUUUUAAGCUCUUUCUCAAUUUUGAAUUAUUUUUAAGAAUACCAAAAUCUGUAAGUUCAAAAUUCUGUGAAAAUAAUUUCAAGCAGUGAAAUUCUGAUGCCUAGACUUAAUUAUUUAACCCAAAAUGUAGAUUGUUGUUGACGAGGCACCUCUGUAUGGUUGUGUCCUGACGGUUGUCUGACAGUAGCUUAUCAAGAUUAACAGCAUUCAAUUCUAUAGAUUUGGAUGCAAUUUUUUGAUUAUAGUCCAGAAGACAAAAACUUUUAGUACUCUACUGCUGCAGCAUGCUGUCUGACACCAAUAAUCUAGAAUUAAGGCUCGAGUCAUUUCAUUAAGACUUACUAGAGUAGCUUUAAAUAAAAAAAAUGCUCUUUCUCAAUCUGUAACCAAAGCUGUAAAACUGU